Molecule: messenger RNA, 3519 nt
Organism: Neodiprion virginianus
Lineage: Eukaryota; Metazoa; Arthropoda; Insecta; Hymenoptera; Diprionidae
Exons: 4
Coding region: 60-872 (270 amino acids)
Source: RefSeq, a predicted model, not a curated record
AGUUCGUAAGCAGUUGUAAAUGUCAAUAUUCGGUGCAGCAGCUGGGGCGACGAUCGAAGAUGGAUGAUUUUGUGGACAAAGAUCAAUUAAGGGAAACUAUCGAGACGUAUAAUAAAUUGGCCGAGAAUUUUUCCAAUCACGACACUAUGCUAAAAGAUAAAACCGUCCUCUCCUACCUGGCUUAUGUCCUCGAAAUGCCGGAUACGGAGGUCGUUAAACUCGCACUUGACACCCUCGAGAUGUUCGUUAAAAACGUUGAAAACUACGGUCACAUAACCUCUACUUUUGGUGUCAGAGAGGCACUCGAUUCUGUUAUUAACAAACACGCUGAGAACGAUCCGAAGCUCGCUAAACAGGCUAGGUGCAUCAAAGACGAUAUCGAACGACUAAAACCACCUAUCUACAACCUGCAUAGUCGAUGCCGGAGAAUCAUUGAGCCUAAGAAACUACAAACUCAUGUCAUCGUCCUCCACGUACACGGACUGCUCCCGGAAACUCGAGCUGAAUUAGAAGCUACUUUGAUAAGAAUUGACGGACUGAUAUCGCUCGUUGUUGACGUCGAACAUCAGCGAGUUACUAUGCGAACUCUGAGUAGCCUCACAGCUCGACAAAUUGCUGAAAUUAUUCGAAACAACACCGAGAAUAUGGAGGCUAGGCUAGUAACAAGGAAUAAAUACAACCAGGAGUUUUUAGUUAAGCUGGUAAAUACAGAGGCCGGAGAUUGUGAAGAACUACCUGAAUAUUUGCCAGAAGAGGAUGAACGGGAGGAAGAAAAGGACGGUGUGGUUUCUCUUUUUACUGGUCUACGUCAGAGCGCUUCCUCGCUAUACAGAUCGACCACAGAAUUUCUUCAAAACUCUUUUUACUGGUGAACAUGUUAGAAUUUCGUUAUAGGAAAAUUGUAAUUAUUAUUUUAUUUAUUCGAUAAAUAUGUAUAACGUUUGCCCUAUACUCAAACGGCACAUUUUCGAAGAAAAUUUAAAUCUGAAUUUAAUUGGUCUCUUUCCUUACGCAGCCUGGAAAAAUUCUUACGCCCAUGUCCAAUAUUACAGGCAUCAUGAAACACGGGUUUUGUGCUCAUUCUUAUAGAUUUGAGAAUGCCAGCACAUUUCUUUGAUUCUCCAAGCCUGCAUUUAAUUAUCUCUUUUGCCAGAUGUACAAACAGUUGAUGUUGAUGCAUACAUUGUCUACAAGAAUUAUGUAACAUAAAAGUAUGAUCUUAUUACAAGUUUUUUAAUCACAGGCUUAAAAAAGAAAAUCUAUAUUCCAUGUUAGGUAUGCAGAUAAUAUUGCCAUUGACCAAUGUUGAAAGAUUUUAGACUGUCCAAUUGUGCCAUUACUCGAUUCAAGAUGACGUUGAGUUCACUGAUUUCGAGGUUCCUUUAUGUUCCAUGUAUCUAUGUACCACACUGAAAUAUAGUAUAUCCUUUCAAUCGUUCUCAAUUAAAUGAAAUCGGAAUGGAAUUCACAUUUGAUUUUAACUAAUUCGUUAAAAUUUGGAUUAGCUUCGACAUUUAGUUAACGACUAAAUUACAAAUGUGAUACAAAAACGUUACUUAAAUAUAGGAUUCCCUAGAUAUUCUCUAUCUUCAUCGUCAAUGUUCCAGUAACUUUGUAUCUUUAACGUGAAGAAAUAAGUAUACAAAAAAAGACACAUUUUUUUCCGUUUACUGAAUAGUUGUUGCAGGCUAUAAUUCUGAUCAUGCGAGUUCAAUUCUAUCUACAAAGCAAGAUCUGAACAUAGCAUUAUGUGAUAGUAAUAAUACUCUGAAUUGAAAAAGGCAAUUAAUGAACUUGUUCACGGUUUAUAUCAUUAAUUCACUAAGUUAAUUGCAAUAUUCAAUAACGAAAGUUUGGCUGUCAUUGAAUCUCAUGCUUUCUGUUACCUAAUAUUCAGGUACUCAUUAGUAAUUACUAAACGUGACAACGAAACUUACCUCCGAAAAAAAUACUUUGAUCCAAAGCUCUCUUGCGGUUCAAUCAUUCGUUCUUCAUAUUUUUUAAGCUAUUGCGAAAAUUUUUCGUUUCACAUGCAAACAUACAAAUGUAUAUCACACGUCGAUUACACGAUGAAUCGACGCUUCUGAUGAUAUACUUUCAAUUCUAGAGUCAUUAGCGAAAGAUUAGCUUUGCCUUAAUCCACGACAUUAUUGCAUGUCUGUAAUUAACUUUAAUUGACAAUGAGAUAUAAAUGUCUGCUUAGAUGUUAUCAAUUCUACCUAAAAUAAUCAAGAGUAAAUUUACAUAUAUAUAUAUAUAUAUUAGUUUGUUUAUAAAUAUAUCAACAUAUAUUUAUAAACGUCAUAUAUAUUUUGUUCUAAUUGUAAACUGUAUACCCAAUAAUAUAUGUAUAUUCAUUCACUUGGUUAAUACAUCACGAGAAUUUAUCAAAUGCAGUACCUCUGACUAAAAAUAAAAAUGUUUGUUUCAAACUUUUCAUUUAAAUCAAAAUCAAUCUAAAUUUAUGUAGAUUCAAGCUUGUGAAAUGAAUUUACAUAUGUGAGAAAUGAAGAAAAAUAAUGUAUUAUCUUUAAUAAUGUAUAACUGUAAAUUAGACAAAGUAAAUAUAAGGUAUACUUACAAGUUUUCUGUAAAAAUUAAAUAACCAUUCAUUCACUGGCUUGUAAGUCUGGUAAGAAUACAGCUUCAUGUGGUACGUGAUAAUAUUAUGUAGAGAUAUGUGUUGUAAAAACGAUUUUAAAGCUGUAUAAAAGUGAAUACAUAAUAAUUAUAAUAAAAUAAUCGAUUUGUCUUUGAAAAAUUGUAAACAUUUAGUCGUUCAAUAAUCCUUGAAUUUGAGACAACGGUUAUUUAGUGCGAUGAAAGAAGAUACAUGUAUAGGCAUAUGUAUGUAAACACAUAUAUAUCGGUAUACGGAUGUAAAGAAUUUUAUUGUAUGUAUAGAAUUAACAUACAAAUUUGUGUACUAGUUUCUAAGAUUAUAGGACUACAGAACCAGUCAUCAAUUUUAGCUGCCACUCUGUGAAAGAAAUUAUUUAGCCUAUUACUACGCAUAAAUUCGGUGGAUACAUUAUUACAUAAUAGGCAUUAUAAACUGAACAUGUGCCUAAACAUAUCAAAGGACAGUGAUUCCUUUUUUACUGAGCAUAACACAUAUAUGUAUAUCAUAUCGUAUCUUGGGUUCGUAUUAAUUUUUUUUAUUUCUAUUUUAUUCUUUUUUUUCAUCUCUUUUUCCAAAAUUGCAGAUGUAUUGUCUAUAUUUACAUGCUUAUUAUAAUUGUCAUUAAGGCAAUUUGAGUUUCGAAGCAGGUACAUGAGAUGAAUGCAAUGCAAAUUAUUAUUUCUGUUAGCUUUCUGUAAACGUCGUUUCAAACUGGUGUAUAUCUUGUUGUUAGUGAUGUUCAAAUAUUUUUUUUUUCUCAUUCUUGUCUAAAUAUUUCCUCUAGUUUUUUUUUUUUUUUUGUUUUGGAAUUAGCAUAGAAUAAUAUGCUUGCGUUACACACAUGAUUACAAGUUACUCGAUGCUAAAGGCAUCUAUUGCUGCAUGUCAUCCAUAAU